Messenger RNA from Teleopsis dalmanni, 3166 nucleotides. Its product is annotated as tight junction protein ZO-1-like. The coding region runs from base 1 to 3129 and encodes 1042 amino acids. Gene Ontology annotation, cellular component: membrane. Lineage: Eukaryota; Metazoa; Arthropoda; Insecta; Diptera; Diopsidae. The record is from RefSeq and is a predicted model, not a curated record. Gene Ontology annotation, biological process: netrin-activated signaling pathway. Gene Ontology annotation, molecular function: netrin receptor activity. The transcript has 7 exons.
AUGAAUAAUCUACAAAACCUUGAUCAAGCGGCACGUCAACGCGUGAAGACUCAUGACAUUGCUGCAACAAAUAGUAAGCUAGUGGUCGGCCCACCAUAUAGCAUAUCUUAUGCUGAUUACAGUAAAUUGCCGAAGAAUCCACAAAUGGUUGUGCCACCACCAAAUAUCAAUGGUAGCAACAACAAUGCUGCAACAAAUGGUAACAACGGUGGACCCUUUAAACCAGUGCCGCCACCAAAGCCCAAAAAUUAUCGACCACCAAUACAAGGUGGUACUGGUGCUGGCAAUGGCAAUGCAAAUUGGGAAAAUGGCGAACCUGGCUCACCACGUUCACCCAACGGCUUUUAUUAUCCACCUACACCAUCACAUCAUCAUUACUCACAACAAACACCUGGUUCACCACAUCAUGGUCCUAAUAAUAACAUACAACCCACCUAUGGCACCAACAGCAAUUAUAGUCAACAACCACAAUAUCCACCUACAAAUGGUUACAAUGGCAGUAAUCACCACUAUAAUGGCGGCAGCGGCACUGGUCCAUAUAUUGCACCACAUCGUGGCAUGCCACCACCUAUUGGUAAUCUUCCACCACAUACGCCAGAACGGCAUGCUCUGGACUUAGCAGGCAGUCGUGAACAACGGGGCUCAGCAUUCGAACUAUAUCGUAAACCACAAAUCGGUACAGCAGGGCACCAUCAUAACAUGAGCGAAAUGGAGCCAUACGAACAAAGAUAUGAUGAAUAUUAUUCAAUGCCACCACCACCGCCUCCAGGUCAUCCUUCACAAAUGCGUUCACGUUCUGCACAGCGUUAUCAUAAUGAACGUUUACAAGAAUCCAAUUAUUACAAUUAUCCACCAGCACAGUCUGCAUCACAUCACCAAAUAUCCGAACAGUAUUAUAAUGAAAAUGUUGUAGCGCCACCACCCUUGCCACCACAUAAAAUAAAAAAAAAAUCCAUGCUUAAAAGUCCAUUGACUGCAAUUAAAAACGCUUUAAUAAAAUCUACUCGUCCACUCAGACGUAUGAACAGUAUGGUUGAGCCGGAACGUAAACCAAAAUCCAGUCUUAGACGUCAACAGUCAAUGUUGGAGCGCGGUAUGCAACGUCCAUACUACCCCGAUGAAUAUCCAACAUAUCCAGCUGGUUUUGAAGAUCGUUAUUAUGGUGCAUCAAGAAGUGGAAGUGUGCCGACACAAAAUAUGCUAACACGUGAACAGUAUUAUAGAGAUCAACAACAGUAUGGACGUCAUUACCAACAGGAACUAAUGAAUAGUACGUAUCAGAAUUUAGAAACCGAAGAUAUUUAUGGAAACCUGGGCACUGUGCCGCGCAUGCACAAAGCAUCACAUACAGAUUAUAAUGGCUAUGAGCAUGAUGACUUAUACGCUAACAGAGCACUAAUAGAUUUAGAACGACGACAAGCUGAAGCAGUGGCAGCAGCGAAUAGAGGUGGUCGUAAAAUUGUAAGAAGGCACAGCACCACUACUGCUGAUCGUUCCGUUGGUAGAAGACAAAUGACACCAAUCAGCAGUGGCUUAGAAUAUGAACAGACUGAUAUGUAUCAAAACAAGCAACAUUCAUAUAUGCUGGAUGCACAGCGUAGAGCACCAAAUUCAGAGGUAAUGUCAAGACGUCGUUUUUAUCCAGGUGCUGCAAAUGAACAAGGUGAUAUAAAUGAACCACUAUAUCAAUCUCGUCGAGAAAUGCAACGUGAAAUGCAAAGAAGUCAUUUGUAUCAAUCGAAAAAAGAAAUGCAGGAACGCAUAAGUCAGGGUAAAAGGGAAAUGGAACGGGAAUUUAGUCCACAUAGUAGCAGCCAAUCUGAAAAAUCAGAUCGUGAUUCAAUCUAUCAAAGUAGACGGGAAGCCAGUCAAGUGGCGUUAAAGAAUCGUGCGCAAUUACGCGAACAAAUUUAUCAAACUCGUCGAGAGGCUUUAGAAAGUAUGGCAGAGCCAAUUUAUGUCUCCAAACGUGAUACCGGCAGACCAGAACCCAUUUAUGAAUCCAAAGAGGAAAGUAUAUUGCAGUCACGUGAAAAUGAAACCGAUGAGAAAAAAGAGGAAAAAACUGAAAUAACGGUGGUAGAGAUAAAUCAGGACGAUGAGAGUCUUAGUCGUUCGGAUUUACAAAAAUCUACAGACACUGUUAUAGAAAAUACUGUCAUACAAGCUAAUGAUUCUACAACAAGAACAGAGAGUAAAGCGCCAUUGGUGCAAAGUGAAAUUGAUGAUGAUGAUGAUAUUGAAAAUGAAAACUCUAGUGCCGCUGAUAUACAAACAACGUGUAUUGAAAAUCAAUUAAAUCAUGGCAUGCUUCAAGAUACCAAUGAAACAAAUGAUUUAUCUGACGAAGUUUUCGAAACUAAAGUGGAAUCCGAACCAUCAUCAAAUAUAGUACAAGGGCCGCCAAUUGAACCAUUGGAACCACCUAAACCAACAUUACCCUCAACACCACGUUCAAUGCGUGCACCAUUUCACAUUUCUAAUAUAUUAAAACGCACCGGCCCUCCUCCGCCACCAACGACAACAACAAUCGGCGAUAGUUGUACAUCUAUUGAAACACAAUAUACAUCACAAGGUAGUCUACCCGUUGGACCGCCAAAUGCUACCAGUACACCAUACACUAGUAAUAUGUCCUUGCCAGUCGCAGGACCAGUACCAACAUCAGCACCAGUAGCUGCUAGUUUGCCGGGUAUGGGACAAUUUCCUGCUGUACCUAGAGACCCUACAACGACACGUGGAAUCUUUGAUUUAAAAGGCGGUACUUUAGCGGACAAUGUGUGGAAUGUUUCACUACAAAUACCGCCAGGCGCGAUCCCUGCUGGCGUGCGACAAGAAAUUUACUUUACUGUCAGUGACCCACGCAUGGGCGAAGCUGUUGGCGGACCCCCACUGGAUAUGGAAAAUGGUGAAACAAUGCUCUCACCACUUGUUAUGUGCGGUCCACAAGGUCUUGAAUUUUUAGUACCCGUAACACUCAAUAUACCACAUUGUGCUGGACGUACCGCUUCCCUAGGAUUAGCACUCAAAGCGACCGAUAGUGAAAAAAAUUUACAUACCGAAUGGGAUAAUAUCGAUCUACCAAGCAAUGCGGCGGCUCAUACAGUAUCGGUGAAAGUAGAUCACUUCUAAUUUAAUUAUAUACCUAGUAAUAAUAUUAUAAUAAAUG